Messenger RNA from Didymodactylos carnosus, 1176 nucleotides. The record is from the annotation of a GenBank genome assembly. Lineage: Eukaryota; Metazoa; Rotifera; Eurotatoria; Philodinida; Philodinidae.
AUGCAAAAAGAACAUCGGUUAGAUGGGAUCAAGUGUUCGCGAUCUAACAAUCAGUUUGAGGAUGACCAAUUAUUACAAACGUACGAAGUGGUAAAUGAUUGUAUAGUUGAAAAACAAUGUGGUAUUUCUGAACUUCAAAAGUUGACUUGUUGCGUAUCAGCAGAUUUGGGAUGUUGCAAACAAUUACCAGAAGAUGAAUCACAUCAAAAAUGUAUUAUUGAAAGUCACCGUUAUACUGCGAUGAGACACUUAGAUAACGAUUUAGAUACAGAAGUGGCUCUUAAAUCUACCGCUGUAUCAUCGACAGAUAUCAGAGAUUUGUGUGAAGAACACAACAGAUUAUAUGAAACUCUAACAAAUCUCACAGAUGGAAUGGAGACGCUCAUCUGCGAUAAGACAUGGUUGACUACAGAACUAUUUAAUUUAAAAUCUUUAGUUGAUUUUUAUCAUCAAGAACAGGUAAAAUUAAAGCAAUCGGAACAAGAGCAAGAUGCAAUAAUCAGUGGAAUACAAUUGAAUCAACAAAUAUUACAACAAAAUUUAAUAGAUUUAACUCAAAAUGUGGAAAAUAUGCAAUCAACUUCAUAUGAUGGUACAUUUAUUUGGAAAAUUAAGAACGUUGCACAUGUGAUGAUGUCUGCACAAUCAGAACAACAACCGAGUAUCUAUUCGCCACCAUUCUAUUCAUCUCAAACAGGUUAUAAAAUGUGUAUCCGUGCAUAUCUAAAUGGAGAUGGUAACGCUCGUAGAACACAUCUAUCACUUUUCUUUAUUUUAAUGCGCGGUGAAUACGAUGCCAUUCUAACGUGGCCAUUUCAUUUCAAAGUUACUUUCUGUAUGUUUGAUCAAUCUGGACAACAACGUCAUAUUAUAGAUUCCUUUCGUCCUGAUAUCAAAUCAAACUCAUUUCAAAUACCCAAAACACAAAUGAACAUUGCCUCUGGCAUCCCAAAAUUCUUUCCGUUGUCGAUGUUGCAACAGGAUGGAAAUAACUACGUUAAAGACGACACACUCUUCAUUAAAUGCACUGUAGAUUUCAACUUUCUACCGAAAAUGCUGUUGCCAUACUUUUUAAGCUUAAACCCUGGACUGCCAACUAAUGUUAAAAACAAAAUGAUCAAAACUGAAACUGAACGACGACAGGAAUAUCAGCAGCAGGCAUCUACACACACAUGA